AUGGCCGAGACCGACUCCGGCGAGUGGCGGGCAGAGGGCACCGGGCCGGGCACCGGGCCGGGCACCGAGAGCAUCACCGAGCCGGGCACGGCGGGGUGCCCGCAGAGGCCUCCCUACUCGUUCGUGGCACUGAUCACCAUGGCCAUCCGGGCCAGCCCCGGGCAGCGGCUGCCCCUGUGCGGCAUCUACGCCUACAUCGCGGAGCGCUUCCCCUUCUACCGCGGCCCCAACCGCCGGUGGCAGAACAGCGUCCGCCACAACCUCAGCCUCAACCCCUGCUUCCGACGGCUGCCCUGCCGCCACGGCCGCGCCGGCGAGUGGGCGCUGGACCCCGCUUUCCAGGACAUAUUCCCGGGGGGGAAUUACCUCCGCCGCCGCCGCCGCCGCCUCUGCCGCCGCCCGUCCGCAUCGCUCUCGCCGCCCUCCGGGAUCCCCCCGGGCCCCGCCGCGCCCCGAGCCCCGCCGCCCUCCGAGAUCCCGUCUGGCUCCGCCGCUCCAUGGCCCCCGCCGCCCUCCGGGAUCCCCCCGGGCCCCGCCGAGCCCCCGCAGCUCCCCGAGACCUGCCCGGGCCCCGCCGCUCUGUGGCCCGCGCCGCCCCGCCCGGUGCCCUCCGGCUGGCCGCAGGGGCCCUGGGCAGCGCUGCUGCUGCCCCGCUGGUACCCGGAGCUGCCGGCGCGGGGCCCGCCCGUGUCCCCGGGGCCGCCGCUGCCGCUCCCCGCCUGCGACCCGGGCGCCAGGCUGUCCCCCGCCUUCAGAUGA
Vidua chalybeata is the source of this 759-nucleotide messenger RNA. RefSeq names its product forkhead box protein E3-like. Gene Ontology annotation, molecular function: DNA-binding transcription factor activity, RNA polymerase II-specific; RNA polymerase II cis-regulatory region sequence-specific DNA binding. NCBI's taxonomy places the organism in Eukaryota, Metazoa, Chordata, Aves, Passeriformes, Viduidae. Bases 1 to 759 code for a protein of 252 amino acids. The record is from RefSeq and is a predicted model, not a curated record. Gene Ontology annotation, biological process: anatomical structure morphogenesis; regulation of transcription by RNA polymerase II; cell differentiation. The transcript has a single exon.